AUGCUCCGCUCUCUCCCUCUACGCAUUGACUACCCAUGUGACUGCUCGUCGCCCGCGUUGUGCGCGCAGGGCUCCUUUCUUGCAACCUGCGGCAAGAACCGCGUUGUCAACGUCUUCAAUCGUCAGGGCGAGGAGCAUGCCGAGAUUGCGCUCGACGGCAGCGGCAAGUGCACAGGCCUCGAGUGGGACAAGGACGGCGAGAUGCUGGCGGUGAUGCAGGAGAAGUCGCCCGUGAUCAAGCUGUGGGACGCCAAUCAGAACUCCGAGUCCUCCCUCGACACGGGCGUCAAGGAGGAGCUGACGCUCAUUUGCUGGUCGGCAGCGGGACCGCAGCUGGCCAUCGGCACAGCAAAGGGCAACCUCCUCAUCUACAACAAGCGCACACUCAAGAAGCAGUCCAUCGCCGGAAAGCACGCCAAGACUAUCACGUCCGGCGCGUGGAGCUCGGACAACAAGCUCGUCCUCGCCUCGGCCGACCGGCAGGUGACCAUCUCGAACGCAGACGGCGACGCGCUUGCACAGACGGCGCUGAAGGCGGAGGGGUCCGCCAUUCAGAUUCCGGCGCGCGGCGGAGGCGGCUCGGUGGCGUCCGUGGUGAGCGGCGGCAGCACGCUGCUCGUCUUUGACGUCAAUAAGCCGACUGGCGGCACCGAGCUCAAGUUCUCGCCCACGUACGGCAAGGUGACGUCCUAUCGCUGGUUUGGCGACGGACUCGUUGCGGUCGCGUUCGAUUCGGGCUACUUUGUCGUCCGCUCGGCCGAGGUCGGCGCGUCGACUGAGGAGCUCUUUUCAAAGAAGCUCUUUGCCGGCGCCGCCUCUCUUGCGGUCUCGGCGCAGACGCGGCGCGCCGCGGUCUGCUCUGGGCGCGAGAUCAAGAUUGUGGACCUCGAUGAUGAGUAUCGCGAGAUGGAGGACGAGUCCAUGCUGCUCGACUCGGAGGACGGCGACCUCCAGCACGUGACGUGGACGAGGGAUGGGCAGGUGCUGACCGUCUCGUCAAGCUCGGGUGCAGUCCUCAGCUUCCUCGCGUGCCUGCCGCCUCUCGCGAUCGCGCACGGCGCAAGCUACAUGUACCUGACUUCGCUCAUGGAACUAUCGGUGUGCUCUGCCCUGCCGGACCGCAAGGGCGACGAGCCACGCCGCGUCAGGAUCGGCAUGGAGCCGACAUUUGCCGCGCUCGGCCCCGCGCACGCCGCGGUUGGGAUGAACAACCAAGUCUUUUUCCACUCGCUCGAGGCGGACGACUGUCCGCUCGCCUUCGAGCGGGAGUACCUCGGCACGGUGGAUCAGGUGAUCCUGAACGCUGAUUUUGUCGCCGUGCUGUCGGAGGGGCGCGUGCAAGUCCACACUCUCCGCGAGGGCGACGACGGCGCGCAAAUCUUCCCGGGAAAGGACGAGAGCGCGGACGUCACGUGCAUGUGCAUGUCGAGGGACUUUCUUGUCUACGGCACAGCGCGGGGAACCAUCUCCUACAUCUUUCUCCAAGAGUUCGCCCUCAUCAACGAGUACAGGCACGAGUGCGGCAUCGCAAAGCUCUUCCCCAACGACUCUGCGACGCGGCUGGUCUUUGUCGACGACACCGCCGCCGGCUUCCUCUACAAUCCGGUGGUCGACCUGGCGCGACCCAUCCCACGCUUCCCGCCGGCGGCGAUCCGCGUGAUGUGGGACUCGGCCGACUGGGGCGUGCUCGUGGUCCACGACGCGAAGGUGCUCUCCGUCUACGUCUACUCGCAGCACCAUGUCAGCGACGAAGGCAGCGGAGGCGUCAAGCCCAUCGGCCAGACCAAGCUGCAGCCGGGCCUGACGCCCAUCAUGGCGUACGACGGGACUGUCAUAUCGCAGGCCGACAACGGGGCGAUCGUGCACGUGCCUCUCUCCACCCACGACGCCAUUCUCAAAGUGGCGGCAAAGGGCGGCGCGGCGGGCGAGACGCUCCGCAAGUGCUUCCACCAGAACCUCGAGCUGCUGCGCUUCACGCGAGCGUGGGAGGUCGCCAAGCUGCUGCGCGACCAGGAGCUCUACCUCAAGCUGGCCAGGGCGGCCCUGCUGAACCUCGAUGUUGCCCUCGCGGAGCGAGCCUACCGCGAGCAGGGCGACGCGUGCAUGGUGCUCACCCUCUCCAAGCUGCGCGCCAUCGAGGACGCAAACCUGCUCGCCGGGCACAUCGCCCUAACGUUCGAGGACUACUCGCGCGCGCAGGAGCUCUUCCUGGUAUCGACGAGGCCCAUCGCGGCGCUCGAGAUGCGCCGCGACCUGCUCCACUGGGAGCAGGCCCUCAAGCUGGCGAAGACGCUCGCGCCGGAGCAGGUGCCGUACAUCUCGUGCGAGUUUGCGCAGCAGCUCGAGUUUCGCGAGGAGUACGAGCGAGCCCUGCAAAUGUACACGGCAGGCCUCAACGCGGCGGAGGCGCUCGCCUCACGCUUUGAUGCGCGCGGUGGCGACUCACGCCUCGCGCACGCUUGUGCCGUCGGCGUGGCAAAGAUGACGCUGCGGAUGGGCGACGCGGGCCGGGGAGCUCAGCUCGCCCUCGAGACGGGCGACGCUCAGUGCUGCCGCGAGUGCGCGGAUAUCCUCGACACCGUGCUAAAGCAGCCGCAGGAUGCGGCGCGGCUCUACGAGGAGGGCGACGCGCCCGAGAAGGCGGUCAAGAUCUACAUUCGCACCAAGAACUGGGUGGCGGCGAAACCGCUCAUGGGCCGCAUCUCGGCGCCAAAGCUGCUCAUCGAGUACGCAAAGGCCAAAGAGAUUGACAAGGCCUACGAGGAGGCGGCUGCGGCGUACGAAAAGGCCAACGAUGUUGACUCUGUCGUGCGGCUGCUCCUGUCCCACCUCGGCAAGGCACAGCGCGCGUUUGCCGUCGUCCGCGAGUCCAAGUCGUCGCAGGGCGCCCUGUUGGUGGCGAGGCACUGCGUGUCGGCCGGGGACAGCCGGAAUGCCAUCGAGUUCUUCCUGCUUGCGAAGCGGGCGGAGGAUGCCUUUGAGGCGGCUUCGACCAACGACCACAUGGAGGUCUUCACCGCGGCCCUGGGAGCGGACGGCAGCCCGAGCGACUACAAGAAGGUCGCACAGUACUAUGAGGAGCGGGGCGACCCGAUGCGAGCGGGCGAGUUCUGGUUCCUCUUCAAGGACUACGCCAAGGCACUCCGACUCUUCCUGCAGUGUGGGGAGCGCGCCGUCCGCCAGGCCACCGAGGUGGUGGGCCGCGCGCGCUCCGACACCCUCACCCACCAGCUGAUCGACUUUUUGAUGGGCGAGACGGAUGGCGUGCCCAAGGACCCCAACUACAUCUUCAAGCUCUACAUGGCGCUGGGCAACUACACGCAGGCGGCCAAGACGGCAAUCAUCAUCGCACGGCAGGAGCAGGAGGUUGGAAACUACCGCGUGGCGCACCAGAUCCUCUUCGACACGCAUCGAGAGCUCUCUUCGCAGCGCAUCCGCGUGCCGCAAGAGCUGGCCAACAGCCUGAUGCUUCUGCACUCGUACGUGCUCGUCAAGCCGCUCUCCAAGAGCGGCGAUCACAUGACGGCAGCGAGGCUCCUCUGCCGAGUGGCGCGGAGCAUCUCACGCUUCCCCGCGCACGUCGUUCCUAUCCUCACCUCUUGUGUCAUCGAGUGCCACCGUGCGGGCCUGCGCGAGUCCGCUUUUGAGUUUGCCACGACGCUCAUGCGGCCAGAGUACCGCGAGCAGCUGCAGGAGGGCUUCAGACGAAAGAUCGAGAACAUUGUGCGCAAACCGGGCGACAAGACUGACGCCGAGGAGGCGGAGACCCCGUCGCCCUUUGACUCGGCCGCGAGGCUGCCAGAGUCGGAGCUCGAGUGCCCGUCCACCAAGAACCAGAUCCCCUACUGUGUCGCGACCGGCCGGCACGUCGUCACGUCGGACAUGUGCCUCUGCCCCUCGUGUGGGUUCCCCGCCUCCUACGCGGUCUUCACGCAGCUGAUUCAGACGGAGGGCGUGUGCCAGAUGUGCAUGCAGCAGGUACAAGUCAAGGACAUCGUCAAGCUCGAGCCGGCGGAGGCGCAGGCGUUUUGCCUGCGCAGCGUGCAGAGGGCGGAGAGGGAGCCAGGGAGGCAGUGA
Emiliania huxleyi CCMP1516 is the source of this 4077-nucleotide messenger RNA. RefSeq lists its product as hypothetical. NCBI's taxonomy places the organism in Eukaryota, Haptophyta, Isochrysidales, Noelaerhabdaceae. The record is from RefSeq and is a predicted model, not a curated record. Gene Ontology annotation, cellular component: cilium; intraciliary transport particle A. Gene Ontology annotation, molecular function: protein binding. The transcript is spliced from 2 exons. Gene Ontology annotation, biological process: cilium assembly; intraciliary retrograde transport. The coding region runs from base 1 to 4077 and encodes 1358 amino acids.